Lactuca virosa is the source of this 1037-nucleotide messenger RNA. The record is from the annotation of a GenBank genome assembly. NCBI's taxonomy places the organism in Eukaryota, Viridiplantae, Streptophyta, Magnoliopsida, Asterales, Asteraceae.
GCACAUGAACAGCUUUUAAUAUAAAUUUGCAAAUCCCUCCUUCUUCCUUCUUCAAUCUUCAUCAUCAAUCACCAUUACUCCUCCACGGACCUAUUUUGAUUAGACAUGUCGACGGCGAAACGUUACUUUUCCGGCAACGGCAACGGCAAAGCGCCUGUGGAGAAAUCGAAGUUUGUGCAGACUUGCAACCGGUUGAGUCUGUUUCUGAAAGAAAACGGCAAUCAGUUCCGAGAUCUUAGUUUCGGAAUCAAUGCAAAGUUCGAUGCUUCAGAAACUACGACUGUUGAUUUGUUGAGCAACAUGAAAUAUCCCGGUGAGAAGGCCUUGAACUUGAAUGUGGAGAAAUCGGAGAAGAUGUUGCCUCAGUUUGUGAUCUUAGAUUCCUCAUGUGAUGUAGAAGAUUCAAAAAACAAAGCUACAGAGCCUAAAGCCUCACAGAUGACGAUUUUCUAUGGAGGAAAUAUAUUGGUUUUAGAUGAUGUUCCGGAAGAUAAAGCGAGAGAUCUAAUGCUAAUGGCGCAGAAGGGUUCUCCUAAAAUCGAGAACCGAAUUGAAUUGGCUUCCAUUUCAAAACCUUCUUCUGAUGAUCAUGUUUUCCGAUCACCACCACCACCGAUUCAUGCAGAGCUGCAAACCAAAGGUUCGGAUUUGCCAAUUGCAAGACGAGCAUCGCUGCACAAGUUCUUGGCGAAGAGGAAAGACAGAGCCACCGUGCGAGCGCCGUAUCAAUCUCCGGGGGGGUCAUUUUCCGGUAACGACCAUCGUUUUGAUCUCAAUUUCUAACUUGGAAGUUGGAAGCCAUAACCACCGGCUUUUUCGAAUGCCUUGAAGCUAAUGUGAAACAGAGUUUGACUACACUACCAUAUUGAAUGUUGUGAUUGGAUCAGAAUGUGACACGUUGAUCUAUUAGAGGGAUUUUAAUGUAUAGAUAUUUUAGAUUAGAUUCGUUUGGGUUUUAAGAUUUUUCUAUUUUUUAUGAUUUAGUAUUUUUAGCUCGUGUGUUUUCUUACAAUCAAAGGAUCAAUCAUCAAAUUAUC